AUUUUUAUCGGCUAUCCCAGUAGGUAUCUACCUAAACCUACAUCUUUUUUGCAUUCGCCAUUCAGCCAAAGAAGAAGAAGUGUACGAUCAACUUGUGGCUGUGUAAUAUCAUUGAUAAUAAUUGUUUUAGUUGUUUACCAAAUGGAUUUACAAAACUAAUUAUGGAACUCUUAAAAAUAUAUGUUAUCAAACCCUUAUCAUAGUUCUAUUUCCUACUUAAUUAUUAAAUCGUGUAAGGUUCAAUUUCGUAGGGUGCCUAGGUGGCUAUUACUAAAUGUCACGAGAGUACUUUGACAGUUCUGAUGAAGAUGAGAUGGAUAGCCAUGUCCUUGUCCGCCCUGAUCGUGAUACACAAAACAGGUGCUGUGGGGGCAAGGCAUGGUGUAUUAGAGAUAUCUGUGGGAUAAUAUGUGCAAUACUGACAUGGCUUCUAAUAUUUUAUGCAGAGUUUGUUGUAAUGAUGGUGAUGCUUGUGCCUGGAAUAUCUAAAUAUCCAAUAUACAGCUAUGUCAAUAUCAUCAUCUACCAAACAUUAGCAUUCCUUGCUUUUGCAUCACACCUUCGAGCUAUGUUCACUGAUCCUGGCGCUGUACCGAAAGGAAAUGCUACCAACGAAAUGAUUAAACAUAUGACUUUUCGCGAAGGUCAGCUUGUAUACAAAUGUACUAAAUGCUGCAGUAUCAAGCCAGAUAGAGCCCACCAUUGCUCUGUGUGCCAGCGCUGUAUCAGGAAAAUGGACCACCACUGUCCCUGGGUCAACAAUUGUGUUGGCGAAAAUAACCAGAAAUUCUUCGUGCUGUUUACUUUCUACAUAGCUGCCAUUUCGAUCCACUCGUUGACCCUCUCUGUGUACCAAUUUGUGACUUGCAUCCGACAUGAAUGGCGCGACUGCAGUGCGUACUCACCGCCUGCCACUGUGGUGCUCUUAUUGUUCCUGAUCGCUGAAGCCCUCCUGUUUGCUAUUUUCACCGCUGUUAUGCUUGUAACGCAGCUGCAUGCAAUUUGGAAUGAUGAAACGGGUAUCGAGCAACUCAAGAAGGAACAAGCUCGCUGGAUCCGCAAGUCCCGCUGGAAGAGCAUUCAGUCCGUAUUUGGGAGGUUUUCUAUUCUGUGGUUUUCACCGUUCACCCAGCCUUCGCGUAAAUCCAAACUGGAAAGCUACCUGUACAGUGUUUAAAUGGCAUUAUCUCAUAUACUAGUAUCAAAUAUUACCUGUACCUCCUUAUAUUAUUAUAUUUGAUAUAUGGGUUUUUUAUUCUUGUAUCGUACAUAUAGGUCUGGUUUGAUUUGGAUAAGCUUUAAAGUGAAAACUUCAGCGUCGUUGAGCACUUUCCUUGGAAUGGGUAUAAAAUGAUAAACUCGCGUCAGGACACCUGACCUGAUCGAAGAUUCGUAAGACAGUCGUUGAAAUUAUGGAUGAAAUUUGAUUUUUCUGAGAGAUAAACUUUUAAUGUAAAAUAAUUAUAAUAGUUUUGAUGAGAUAAAUUUUUCAUAUAAUAAAAAAUGGCAUUUUUGUGUGCGAUUGCGCAAUAAAGGAAUAUUGUAUUUAACCACAGAAAUGCUAGUAGUUUUAUAAUAAUAAAUAAAGCAAUUAGUGCGAAAAUAUUCUUUAACCAUUCCAAAAUUUUAAAAAAUGCACAACGUUAAUGUUCAAGUUUUCACAUCUGCUGGCACUCCCGGAGUGCAACUCGUUUUUGUUUAAUUUAAUUUAUUGUGAUUUAAUGUAAAUAUUGUGUACUAUACUUUAGCACAGACUCUUGCAAUUUAUUUAUUGUUUGACAAAUGAAUUCAUUAUUUCAUUAAAACAUAUUGUUUGAUGUAAGAUUGUCUGGCGAACUGAUAUUAUUAAGCAAUUUUUAUUAAGGCGUUUUUUGCGAAUGCUUUUCAUAUCAUUUACACUUAAUUACGCUUUGUACUAUUAGAAUUACGAUGGUCACUUAUGCGCGUUUUCUCAUCAUCUCUUGGCUGAAAAAAAAAAUUAAGAAAUAAAUUUUGAAUACGUGUCUUGGGGUACAGAUUUUUUAUUGUCUAAUGGAAAUAUCAUGUGUAUUUAAGGGGUGGAAGUAUACUGCUUAUAUUUUGCUUUGUGUCAUUAAUCAAUCUUAACACCAUAGUUUGACGUAAUUAUGUCCUUAUUAAAACUUGAAAACACUGUUUAAAUUAAAUUAUAUUAAUUUUAUCCAUUCAUUUUAUAUUAAUCAUUACAAUUGAUCGAUUGCACAUAAACUUUACCUUCUGAUUGUCCGUUGUUGUAUAAUUUUGUUUAUUUACUUCAUUCAAGGCUUAUACUAUCACUAUAUUUGUUAAAAUCGAAGACAACUUGUAUAAAAACCACGUUAGAACAGAUAUGUUUCGCAAAAACACACUGAACUAGGGCCUACUACAAUACUCUUUUUCUAAUCAUCUACGGCCGUCUUCAUUAACCUAUCUACCCUUAGUUUAACUUACAGAUACAUUGCUGUCACCAUUUAAUGACCACAUCUUAUCUAUCCAUAGUUCUAUUCUAUUCUAUUCUUCCUACUAUGGCUCCUGUGGAAGGUAUACCACAAGUUUGCCAAUGUCACGUUAAGGUAGACCACCAAGCUUAGAGUAUUCUUUUACUAAUUUUAAUGGUAGUGAUCGGUGCUUAAGAUUGAAAGAAGUUUUAUUUUCUUAUACCUGAAACAAAUAUACAUGCUGUUAGGACUAUAAGGGACAUACACAAAUAUAAUUACUUAAAUUAUUUGAUAUAAGUACUUAGUGCUAUUUACAACUUAAUCUUAUUUAUUUUAAUAUAUUUACACAAAAUAUAUACAAAUGGAGUGAAAACUAGGGAGAGGAGACAUUUAAAGGAAGUUGGAAGUUAUAGUCCAAUGCUAUCUGUCAAUAGGUUGUUGAAAUGUAGGUAAGCGUAAAAGGAUAGUUUCGUCUACGUCUAGUAAGUUAAACUAACGAUGGAUAGGUUAUUGAAAAAGAUCGUAAAUCAUUAUUUUAGUGUGCCAUGUGUGAAAUAUUACGUCAUAUCAAUGUCUUUUGAAUCCAUAUAGAUUAUUAAUGUAAGUGAAUCAGUCAGUUGUUCAACUAAGCGACAAUCCAGUAUCAGACUUACUUCAAGGCACUAGACUUUCUGUAAGGCACGAAAUAAGUCAAAAUUAUAUUUUUAUAAACACAGAAAUAUACAACAUAUAGUAUUUUAAUAUAAGAAUCGCUUAUGACUUUAUUUAUAAGUUCGAGGUUGUCUUAUUGUAAACAUUGAUUUUCUACAAUUAUGUACAGAGGACAUAAUAUUAGUUUUGCAAAUACAAAAUUCUUUUUAUCUCUGUACAAAGUAAAAGGGAUAGUAAGUUGGCAAAUGCGUAUAAAAUUAUCUGUAUUAGCGCCAUUUGACAUUGUUUCAAGAUUUGAUGAUGUGAUUCGAUUUUGUAGAAAUAAAGAUCUUGUACAUCACAGUACAAGUUUACCAAACCGUUUUAAAUUCAAAUAUUGUGUCGUUUACUGGUACUUGCGCAGACGUCUAUUUUGGAGCUAUUUUCCAUAGAGAGAAUUUAUUGUGAUCGUGUUUCGGCUCUGGCAAUAUUUAAAAAUUAUUGGCCAAAAUAAUAUUAUAUGGAAAUAUUAUAGCAAAAGUUGAUCGAUAUUUUUGAAGUUAGACCUUUAAUUGUUUUAUUUAAAACGUACCUAUAUAAUAGUCAUUGCAAUAUUUUAAAACGAACAAAAUAUUUAUAUGAUAAGUAAUGAUAAUUAAGUAGCCUUUUCUGUUAUUAUAUAGGCAAUGAGCAACAAAAAAGUUUUGUGAUAUAGAUACGAAUAUAUUUAUAAAUAGGAUCUAUAAUGAGGUCCUUGUUGUUAACACAAAAAAGUUUGUGUUUUAGAAAAAAUAUCUUUAAAAUAUGACUUAAUAACACCAAAAUUUCAUUAAACAUUAAAUAUUUAAAAAGAAAAUAUAUUAUAGCAUUAGUCCUUAUGUAUUUUAUAGUAAUGUAUUAAUUUUAAAGUUUAAAAUAUGCAUAUAUAAUAUAUAUGUAUCUUGAUAUGAAAGCAGACUGCUUGUAAACUUUUAACUGCCAACUGACGUCACCUAGAUCUUUCUAACCGCGUUAUUAUCACGCGUUAAGAAUUUGAAUGGAAUCAUAUAAAUAUAAUAUUAUAUAUUCUUUACAUAAAAUUAUAGAAUACAUCACAGAAUAGUCUAAUUAUUAGCUUCAAACACACACACACACACACACGCAGUUUCUUACACAUGUUUUUAUUUUAUUCUUUUUACUUUCUUUUAAAUUUUCUUUAUGUUUAUUUUUACACACACAAUCGUGUAAUUUAAAUUUAUCCCCACUCUGUUUGUUGACUUUCUAGUCUUGGUGUAUGUGCGGGGGCACCCAGUAAUAUACCACACAGGUUCCAUACCUAGUACAGGGGCCCUUGGAACUAGCUAGAAAUUUUUGUCCAUUUUCGGCCGUUCCCAAUAUACUAUCUACAGAUUGAGAUAAAUUACUAACUUCUACUGUCAGUAAUUAGUUGUCAAUAAUCUGAAGCUGUCCCAAUAUACCCGAUAAGUCAUUCUUAUCGCCUUAUAUUGGGACGCGUGAAUUGCAAUUUUCCAUACAAACUUCUAUCACUGUUAAGCUGUACGUCCUUCCAUUGACAGACAGCGUGUACGGUAAGGUUAGUUACUGUCGAUAAGUUUAUUGGUAUAGAAAAGUCAUCGAUAGUUACGAUUUUUAUCUCAAGUAGGCCACAACCGGAGAUAGACUGAAUAUUGGGAACGGCCGUAAGUCAAUAAAAGUAUUUUUUUAGGACAUCCAAAUGAGGAUUGAUGACAUUUUCUAUCUCUUUCUAGCGUAUAUUACUAACUCUUUGUAGAAACACAGUACAUGAGAAUUUAAUUUGAAAUAAAUUUAAUUUGUAUAAGAUUCCAUCACUGCUCUGUGUAUGAUAUAUAAUGAAUUCUUACUUGUAUCUACUUGUAAAAUGGUAGUAAUCGGAACAAAUUUAAAGCAUUCAAUGUAUAUGCUUCACUUUGUCUUAUAUUUACACACCACAUUUGUUAGCAUGACAUCAAAUAAUUUAUUUAGUUAAGGUUUGUUUGUCGUGAAAAAAUAGGAAAAAUUUUAGAAUUACUAUUCAAAGCAAGCUCACUUAAACUGAAUUAGAAUAACUAGAAUAGCAGUAUGGUUCUCAUGUAGCUUCAAACAAACUGAUAGGAGUGUUUCAGAAAAAAACGCUUUCGCAAAAAGUUCAGUUAACUGAAUCCAUAAGCUCAAAUCGUUUGACAAUGUUAUUGGUUAUAAAACAUCUUAAUAUAUAUAAAUCCAGUGUCCUGAUGUUUGUUCCCAGUGAACUCCUCAACUAAUUUAUGGAUUUUAAUGGGGAUUAAUUUAUGGAGUGCAGUUUAGUCUAACUUGAGAGUUAUGACAGUUUUUAUUUCCCAUAUUUGUUUUGUAUGGACAUAUUUUCUAUGAGAGAAUUUAUUGAUGCACGGUUUGACAGUUCUGCUGUGAAACAAUUUCAUUAUAACAACAGGGAGCAUAUUUUACGAAAUAAAUCUUGAUGUAAAUAUUAUGGACAUAUUCAUACAAAACAGUAUUAUAUUCAUUAUAUACAGAACAACAUAUGUCGGAUCAGCUAACUUGUAUAUAAAAUUUGAUGUGAUGUUAACAAAUGUAGCUUUUACAAUAUUCAUUUUUCGUAGUAGUUUUUUGGGUUAUUCCACAUUUUAUAGUUGUUAAUAGGCCUAAUAUAGUUACAAGGUUGUUAUCAAUAGGCAACUUAUUUUUCAUAGAUGUGUUGCUAGUAUGUUACCCAUGUGUAGUUCAAUCAUAGUUAUUAAGUGUCACAAAAAUAGCGAAUAGGUUGUCAAAAUAUAAAUACAUAUAUCUAUAUAUUUAAGAGAGAAAUAUAACAAUAAUGGAUAUAUUUUGUUGUAUAAUUGUAAGGACCGUUGGUUUACAGUAGAUAAUUAAAGUAGUGAUGUUGUAAAUGAACGGCAUAUGAAUAUGUGAGUGACAAUUAUUGUUAAGCCGUGGUUGAUACUAGCAACUUUAAAGUAGCCUUAACAUACUUCGACAAGCAUUCGAAAUAACUUAAUUGGUUUUAAAACAUAUUUUUCCACUUACCAAUGGCUGUCACAAAUAAUGAAAAUUGUAGCACAUUGACUAACCUUUUGGUUUUCUCGUACGUGAUAGGAUUGAGAUAGAGGGGGAGGGUUGGGGGGUCUAUGAGCGCAUUCUGUUUGAUACUUUGACCUCUAUUAAAUACCACUGCACUGGCGGUUGCCAAAGUGCUUAUGUGCCAGUUUGAUAUUCGCCAUUUUGGCGCUAAUGGCCAUAUAGCGAGAGUCUGCGGUACUAAAACUGGUGAUGACAAACAACCUCAGCAAACAUUUAUAGAUGGUGGGAAACUAUUUACAAAAAAACAUUUAUUUAUUUAUUUAUUUGUGUGUAUGUGUACUUUAUUAUGUUGAUUCUUGAUGUAUAAAUUACACGGAAAAAGAGCGAAGUUAAUUCAAAAUGUAGAAAUAAAGAGUAUUGUAUGUCAAAAUUAGUUCUCAGGACGCUCGCGAGUGGCGCUUCAAAUAGGGACAAAAUUUUGCUGUCAAACAUAUGGAACAGCCUGUCAGUGGUAUUUAUACAGGUCAGUGGUUUAAUAGCAAUAAAUACUUAUUAUUUAAUGUUUAAGCUCGCUGGGCAAUAAUCAUAGCUUUGAUGUUUUAGAGGCUGGAUAGUUCAUUGUUUUAUUGAACUGAUUAUUUUAAAAUAAGAACAACGGCUUUACUUAUUAGGUAACUAACGUUCAACAACAGAUAGCCCGAUUUGUUGAUGCAUGUCACCAUAUUGUGUCUAAUGAUAUUUAUUUGUAUAAAUCUUAUAUAGAGUGAAUAGAUAUAUACUUUCCCAGUAUCUACAAGACUGGCUUCGACGUAUUUUUGUAUUAUAUACCAUUAUAAGAUAUUCGUUGAUGUGAUAUUUUAUAGUCAACAAAUAUAUCGAAAAUGUCAUCGCCCAAAUCAAAAUAUAAUCUUAUUGUAAAAUUCUAAAUAUAUCGUCGCUACUCGAAUACUUAUGAAAUACCCGCUUAGAGAAAUCAAUGUAUUAUUCUCAAAUGGUAUUACGCCUUGUAUGAGUAUCGACUUAUGUACUAUGGCUCUCAAUAAGGAUAGUAUAACAUUAUCUCUACUUACAAAUAUUAUAACAUUUAAAUAUGUAGUUUUUGACAUAAUAUAUAUAACAGUUAUAAUUCCAGAGAUUGUGAUCGUAACGUUUUAAAUAUUUGUAACUUCUUUGCACGCAUUUUAUUCCAUACUCGUAAGAAAUUUCACUUUAUUCAAAUAUCGUCAUCAAAUGGUUUUACUAUUCAUAAAAUAAUAGGAUAGAUUGCAAUCCCUUAACAUUUUAUUUAAUGACUUCAACAAUCAGCUGGUUUUUGUAAUGAAAUUUUUCGCAAAUAGCUGGUUUAACCAAUAAAAUUAAACCAAACGGCUGGUCUAACCUACAACCGAAUAGCCAAUCCGAUCGUUAAAAUAUUACUACUAUACAUGCGUUCCUUUUUUGCAUCCUACCCUUGGGGCGGGGUUUGUUUCCCUUCGGAUGAUCCUAGUGCCUGCGCCGUUGCAGUAGCCGAUGUGAUGCUGCAGGGCAUGGAUAUUUUUAUACCAAGCUCUGUAGUACCGAUCGGUGGCAGAUCACAGUGGCACAGAUGCGUCAGUUAAAGCAGCAUCUGACUGCAAAAAACAGGCGUAUCGAACUUGGGUUGCGGAUCCGAACUGCAAAGUUCUGAAGAGGAAAUAUAACCGUGCCUCCAGAUUUUUUAAGCGGCAAAUCGCCCGUGCGAAAUCGAAGCACGUCGUCAAAAUUGGCGAGCAGCUUUCCAGUUACCCGACCGGAACACGCAAGUUCUGGUCGUUGUCGAAAGCUGCUCUUGGUAACUUCAACCAGCCGUCCAUGCCGCCGUUGCACAUGAGGAAUGACACCCUGGCCCAUACGGCAAAAGAGAAAGCCGAUCUCCUGUGCACUCUUUUUUUCCUCCAACUUGACUCUUGACGACAACGGAAAAACACCGCCGACCAUCCCGCGGUGUCAGAGCUCCAUGCCUGAAGUACAGUUCCGACAGAAAACUGUUAGGCGAGCUCUGUUUUCGUUGGACGUCAGGAAGUCGAGCGGGCCGGAUGGCAUUUCUCCAAUCGUGCUUAGAACGUGUGCCCCUGAGUUGACGCCGGUGCUAACGCGUUUAUUCCGGCACUCUUAUUCAAAAGGCGUAGUCCCUGAUUCAUGGAAGUCAGCCCUUGUCCAUCCGAUCCCAAAAAAAGGAGACAGUUCGGAUCCGGCAAACUACAGGCCUAUUGCUAUUGCCUCCCUACUCUCCAAAAUCAUGGAGAGCAUAAUUAACCGCCAGCUCUUGGUAUACCUUGAGGGUCACCAGUUGAUCAACGACCGGCAGUACGGCUUUCGCCAUGGUCGCUCGACUGGCGAUCUUCUGGUAUACCUAACACAUAGAUGGGCGGCGGCUAUUGAAAGCAAGGGGGAAGGCCUGGCAGUUGGUCUGGAUAUAGCGAAGGCCUUUGAUCGUGUAUGGCACAAGGCGCUCCUCGCAAAACUUCCAUCAUUUGGGCUUCCUGAGAGCUUAUGCAAGUGGACCUCCAGCUUCCUCACUAGGCGCAGCAUACAGGUCGUUAUCGACGGUUAUUGCUCGAAUCCCAAGCCCGUGAACGCUGGAGUGCCCCAAGGCUGUGUGCUAUCUCCCACGCUGUUUCUUCUAUAUAUCAAUGAUAUGUUGGACACCGCCAACAUGCAUUGCUAUGCAGACGACAGCACUGGUGAUGCCGUAUACACGGGCCAUGCAGGUCUCUCUCGGGAAAACGUCGACCAGUGCCGGGAGAAACUUGUGUCUUCUAUCGAGUCUUCUCUCGAGAAGGUCGCGGAAUGGGGUAAGUUGAACCUUGUCCAAUUUAACCCCCAGAAGACUCAAGUUUGCGCGUUUACCACUAAAAAAACCCCAUUUGCCGUAUCACCGCUCUUCGAGAACACUUCCCUUAAAGCCUCGCCUAGUAUCGGAAUACUGGGUCUCGAAAUCUCGAGCAAUUGCCAAUUCCGUGGCCAUCAGGAGGGCAAAGGCUUCAAAGAAACUGGGCGUCAUAAAUAGAGCACGGGAAUACUUCAAGCCGGCCCACAUUCUAGCGCUCUACAAAGCGCAGGUCCGGCCUCACAUGGAGUAUUGCUGUCAUCUGUGGUGUGGCGCCCCCCAGUAUCAGCUCGAUCCAUUUGACCGCGUGCAAUGCAGAGCAGCUCGAAUUGUCGGGGACCCAGUACUCUGUGAACGGCUGGAUCACUUGGCGUUGCGUAGAGACGUCGCUUCAUUGUGUGUCUUCUACCGCAUUUAUCACGGGGAGUGUUCCGAAGAGCUGUUCAACCUGAUUUCUGCCGCCGAAUUUCACCUUCGCAUGACACGCACAAGUUACGAUAUCAUCCCCACCAUCUGGAUGUGUGGCGGUCCUCCACAGUGCGGUUUUCAAGGAGCUUUCUUCCACGUACCACGAAGCUGUGGAAUGAGCUUCCUUGUUUCCGGGACGAUACGACAUGGGUACCUUCAAGAAAAGCGCGUACACCUUCCUUAAAGGCCGGCAACGCUCUUGUGAUUCCUCUGGUGUUGCAGGAGAAUGUGGGCGGCGGUGAUCACUUAACACCAAGUGACCCGUACGCUCGUUUGUCCUCCUAUUCCAUAAAAAAAAAAAACAGUUGGACUGACUAAUGAAUAUUAUAAAAAAAACAGUCUGACUGACCAAAGACAUUACUAGAAGACAGCUGGGCUACACAGUUAAAUUUCAUUACCAAGCUAGACAAUUAAAUUUUAUUGCUUAACAAACAAAAUUUUAGGAAAUCAUUUUACAUUUCUAACAAAUUCUUGUCUUGACCAAUCAUAUAAUAUUAUCAAACAGCCAGCCUGAUCAAUAAAAUUUUUACUUCUAAACAGCUGGCUUGUGCAAUAAAAUUUAAUUUUUAAACAACCUGGUCAAUGCAAUAUUAAUGUUAUUUUUAACAGCUGGCCUAGUCAAUUUAAUUUCUAAUAAUCAGCUGUUCAAACCAGUAUUUUAUUACAACAUUAUUUUGACCAACAAAAUUUUAAUGCUGAGAAAUUGGCCUGACAAAUCUUAUUUCAUUUCUGCUACCAUGAUCCAUCACUUUUUAUCACAAGAUAACCAGUACUCGCCUACCAAACAGAUCGUUUAUUUUUCUUUAAUUUCACUUUCAAGCAAUAUAUAUUAUAAAACAAAUAAAUUACCUGGCGAAGCAUCCAGCAUUCAACGAUAAAUAUUAAUUUAGCUGUCAAGUAAUUAUUUAUCAUCGUUAUCAUUUCAGCCGCACACUGCUGGACAAAGGCCUCCCCCAGAGAUCGCCAUGACGAUCGGUCCUGCGCUGCCCUUAUCCAACGUUUUCCGGCAACCUUGACCAAAUCAUCGGUCCAUCUUGUGAGGGGCAUACAAACACUAAGUCUUCCGGUAUCGCCAUUCGAGGACUUAACUGCCCCCACGGGCACCAGUCCGUCGAGGUACUUGCCCUGCCCACUUCCACUUCAGUUUCUCAACCAUUUUUUUAGAUGGUUGCGAAAUUAUUCAUAUUCUGGUAUACAUUUGGAUUGCAAUCUAAUUACCUAAAGACAGGCUUCAUAUUCUGUCAUCCAGUAGUUGAUUUUUAUAUAUUUUUUGUAUUAUUUUUCCUAGUGAUAUAAGAUAUCAUUCAGUGUGUAAAGAGCAUUAUCAUAAGGCCCUAAGUGUUAUAGAGUUGAAAAUUAUUUUUAAAUACUUAAAAAUGUAUUUAUUAUUGAUAAGUAGAGGUAUUAAGAUAAGAUGCUGAAACUCAGUUAGUGCUUAAUAUUUUCUGUAAGUUAUUUAUUUUCAGGUCGCUGUGUAUUUUUAUCGGUCGUUAUUGGUAGUUUAGUAAAUAAAUGGUGAUUAUAC
Molecule: messenger RNA, 10924 nt
Organism: Leptidea sinapis
Lineage: Eukaryota; Metazoa; Arthropoda; Insecta; Lepidoptera; Pieridae
Product: palmitoyltransferase ZDHHC3
Exons: 6
Coding region: 275-1177 (300 amino acids)
Biological process (GO): peptidyl-L-cysteine S-palmitoylation; protein targeting to membrane
Cellular component (GO): endoplasmic reticulum; Golgi apparatus
Molecular function (GO): protein-cysteine S-palmitoyltransferase activity
Source: RefSeq, a predicted model, not a curated record